Messenger RNA from Bicyclus anynana (squinting bush brown), 5102 nucleotides. RefSeq lists its product as uncharacterized. Gene Ontology annotation, biological process: regulation of transcription by RNA polymerase II. The transcript is spliced from 2 exons. Gene Ontology annotation, cellular component: nucleus; transcription regulator complex. Lineage: Eukaryota; Metazoa; Arthropoda; Insecta; Lepidoptera; Nymphalidae. Gene Ontology annotation, molecular function: DNA binding. The record is from RefSeq and is a predicted model, not a curated record. Bases 4142 to 4960 code for a protein of 272 amino acids.
ACCGAUUACGACAUUGGACGAGCUUCGGCAAAAAAUCACUCAGGCUGCGGCACAUAUCAAUGCUAGAAGAUAUGCGCGAAAAAUAAAACGGUCGUUUUUAAGGCGAUGUCGUGCCUGUAUUAAUGCCGGUGGAAAACAAUUCGAACAUUUACUUUAAUGUUGUGUAAUUAAAAUAACAAACACAUUUUUGGAACAUAGUAAAAUUUAUUACUAACAACAAGAACAAUUAAGAAAUUUGGUUCUUGUUUACAAAUGGUACGCAUAUUUUUUUUUGUGACUAGUUAUCCUAGGGUAUUAUACUAUUUUGAAAUCUUGAUUAGUUGCGUCAACUUUGAAAAUAACUUGCCAUAGCGGUGUUCAUACUUUUUUUUGCAAGACCAUGAGUCAAAGUAGACUGAAAGUAAAAAUCUUUAAAAAUUUGAGGGAAAAAAAAUAUUUUGAUUUUUUUUUGUGUAAAAACUGCGGGCAUUGUGGUGUUUUUAAGAGUUCUGGUGAAUAGUAGUACUACUUAGGUUCCGAUACAAAAAAAAUCUUAAGCAUAUUUAAGAAAUUGUAGCUGCGGUAGUUCAAAAUAUCAUACAAGGUGUAAAUUUUCAAAGAAUUUUAAAAUUUAUUUUGUAACUAAAAAAAAAAUUUAGGUAUAUUUUUUUUAUUAUUUUUCCUUAAGUGCUCAUGAGCAGGUCAAAGUCUUUUGGCGCCCGCUUAUCGUUGAAUUUUGGGACACGUUGUAUAUAGUAUUGAUAUGUACUGUUAUAAUUUAUAUAUUUAUUUCAAUUUAUUUAUUAGUGUUAUUUUUAAUGUAUUUAAUAUUAUUUACUUUUAUUAUUUAUGUAUUAAGUAUAAUAUGUUUCCUCACUUUUUUUCUGUUGUACCUAUCCAUUUCUUUUGUUUAAAAUCUCUCCCACUGCCAAGGGUCACUGGCAGAGAUCUCUUAUAGAGAUAAGUGUUUCCUUGUAUACUGUUGUUCUUUUUACUUUUGUGUGUUACUAAUAUUGGUACAAAAUAAAUUAAAAAAAAAAAAAAAAAAAAGUUAGCCCGCUUCCAUCUUAGACUGCAUCAUCACUUACCAUCAGGUGAGAUUGCAGUCAAGGGCUAACUUGUAAAGAAUAAAAAAAAAAACCUGCAAGUAAUAUAGUGAAGUGAAAACACGUGACGUAGUAACAAUUUAGUAUAUUCAUAUACAGACACGCAUGUCGCUGUCGAAUGUCGAUCCAUACAGUCGAUCAGUAAACCUGCUAACGCGAACACUUCUUUUAUUUAAUUGCCAUCUAACCACAUACCGGCAAAAUGUAAAGGCAUAUACCAGGAAUAUACAUCCUCCGGAAUCGGAGGCAGAGGUCAUAUCCUCUGGGCAACCUGAACAUAGAACCCAUUUUUAAAGCGCCAUAAAGACUUCGGCUUGUUAAACGCCAAGCAGGCGAAUUUGCUCGCGACGAGCCAAUACCUACUGCAGAAGAAACAAAAUCAUCAAUUAUUGUGUUUUUUGAGAGAUAUUGAGACGCAAAGCCGCUUUAACCUGCUCUACAACAGGUUAUUUGCUCCAGCAGAAGAAACUAUCGUCUAACUGUGAGAUACAAUACAAACGUUUAUCACGACAAUGUCUUCAAAUCAAUCCAAAUAUGCUGACCAAUCUUGGUCAGCAUAGUCCAAUUUACCGUAUGCAAUCUUUUGCAAACAGUGUCCGAGACCGUAUAGAUAUCUUCAGUGACUCAAUUAGCAAUAUUAAGACUAGGUUACCUUAAAUGUUAUUGAUGGAUUACUUCUUCACAUUUAUUUUUUGUUUGUUUGUCUUUUUGUUUAGAGUAAUUUAAUAAUUUGCGUUAUGUACCCUAUGUAAGCAUGUUAUGUUUACUUCAAGUACCCACAAUUACGUGAGGAUGAGAAGCUAUUUUUAAUAUAUGUUAGGUUAAGUAAUUGUGCCAGUUUAGCAAACCAAAAAAAAAAUCCAAUAAUGGCGUCAAUAAUAAUUCUUAGAAUUUAUACUACACGGAAAAAUUGAAAGGUUUGACAAAAAGCAUUUGGUUUGAUUCCGUCGUAUUUUUAGACCGGUUUUCAAAAAUAGUAAUACCCUGGGCCACCCAAAUAGAAGGACCGAAUCUAGUUAUUGGUGAUAAUCUAUCUAGCCACCUAAACUCCGACCUGGAGGAAUACGAAGCUCAUGUUUUCUGUUCCUGCCUUCUAGGUCCCAACCAACACAGUUAACCCAACCGCUUGACGUGGCUUUUUUGCGCCAUUAAAAAAAGACAUGGAGAAAUUCUACAAUACAAAGUCGAAAUCCCUAAGCAGGCAUCAUUAAACAAAAACCAUUUUCCUCUUUUAUUAAAUAAAUUAAUGGAAGCUGCCAAUAUAAAAAAAAACAAAAUUUCCAUAUCUGGCUAUAUCUGACUCCGGUCCCAUCGUCUAAAUUCUAAAUCAUGAAGAAUUCUAAAUCAUGAUGUUCCUUAAAGAUACGGUAGAACCGAAUACAACAGAAUCAAACUUAAAUGAUACGGAAAAUAUAGUCCUUCCCACCCCCGAAUCAGUAUCUCAAGGACGACCAAGAUCGAAGAAGAAAAAGGAAGACAAUAAUUUGGAAAAAGAAGACCUUGUUUCGGUUUUAAAAGAAAGCAUUAAUUCAAGAACUCAACGUGAAUCAUUUCUCGAAAACGAAGACAGAUUAUUUAUGCUUUCCUUAGUAAAGGAUUUCAAAAAACUACCCGAAUCCGUGAAGCUGACAACUAAGAUGGUAAUAAUUAAUCUAAUCCACCGAGCACAAAAUACAAGAUAUGAUCCAAGCCAUGAACCUAUGACAAGGCACAAACAACCUACUUACCCUCGAAGCAGUUAUACCAGCCAUCAAGAAUAUCAACAGGGAUAUUUUACUAAGAAUUUGGAUAAUGAACCACUUGCCACAAUGAGCUGCCGCCCUUCUCUGUUACGUCCCAGUGAACCGGCGCCGCCUUUGGAUUCACAAAGAGCAGAAAACUCUAUCCAAUCACCCGAAUCAAACUACUCGCAGGCCUCGCAAGAAUCAGAAAUAAUUGAAACUUUAUAUGAUAAUUAUUGAACAACUGCACUUUUGAUUAUAAUAAUUACAGUACUUAAAUACUUUUAUGUACCUACUAGUUUUACUUAUCUACCUGCAUUCUUUCUCAUAAAAUAGACACAGGGGCCGCAAAGAAAUGAUUUAAAUAAAAGUAGAUAGGCAUAGGCCUACCUUAAAGUUACAACAAGUUUUUCCUCGGCAGAAAUGCAGGGACGAAAUUUAGUGACUACGACAUACUAAAGUAUAUAAAGCAAACCAUUGGGUUGCCAAAUUGUUGGUGUUCUCCAUUGUUGGUCCCUACGUUGUAUUGAUUAAAUAUACCCGACACAACGAGAUCAAGCCCCGGAGUUUCAUUUGCUGUGACCCGCGGAACUAAUGGUUCAAAAAUCAACUGACGCCUUUUGUUCGAGUUGACCUGCCUUAAUUACGGAUUAAGGAACGCAGCCCAGGACUUCCAAAGAUUAGUAAACAACACACUAAAAAUCUAGACUUUGCAUUCGCCUACCUAGACGACAUCAUUUGCUCAAAGAAACUCAUCUAAAACACAUCAGACCUGUUUUAGAGCGGUUAAACAAUUGCGGGCUUACUAUUAGCACAAGUGAAUGCGAGUUUGGAAAAUCAGAAUUAAAUUUUCUUGGCUAUCAUAUAAGUACAAACGGCAUUAAGCCGAGCCAAGAUAAGUCCGAAAUUUUAAAUUACCCUCAACCAAAUACUAUAGAGGAAUUAAGACGCUUUCUAGGUUAUACGCCUAUAUAUUAUUAUCUAAGGCUGUGUCCCCAGUAAGCAAACUGUCAGCGGCCAACUGAGUUAGCGGCGUAUCGGUUUAGUACGCCCUUCCAUAUAUUUCAAAUGGCGUGUUCACAGUUUGCUAGUUUUGCGCUCACUGUACGCAGUUUGCAGCGUUACGCGCGCCGACUAUCUUAGUGAGCGGCCGACUCCCACCAAAACCGGUUCCAGUCGGCGGCGGCGAUUGGUUGUUCGCCGGGCGUAGUGACUCAGUUUGCCGCAAACUGAUUAUUCGGAUAGUUGGAAAAAAGCUAUCAUCGUGUUAGGACGUGUUUUUUUGCAUCGCACCUAACUAAUCUCAACGCACACACACAUCACUGAAAAUCCAAGAUGUCCUUUGAUACGGAAAGGUUCAUUAGUGAAAUACAGAAUAGACCAUGCAUAUGGAACAUGUCGAGUGAAGAAUACAGCAACAGAGUAUUAAAGCAGAGCAAUUGGAAUGAAGUCGCUGAAAUUAUAUACGAUGAUUGGCAAAACUUAGAAGAAAACACUAAACAAAAAAGAAUAAAAGACCUACAAAAAAAAUGGAAGGGUUUGCGCGACUAUCACACCAGAGAAAAAAAUAAGGAUUCCUCAGUCAAAAGCGGAAGUGGCGCAACAAAAAAACGCAAGACACCAUACUUGGACAUGUUACAGUUUUUAAAUGUUUCUAGAGCUAGCAACCAGACAUCUGGCAAUAUUAGCGCCGAGACGUCUAGCGACAGUAGCGCUAUUUUAGAUGAAAAUGAUCACUGUGUUUCAAGAAGACCAAAAAAGAUGACUGUGUUUCAAGAAGCCCUAAUUAACUCGAUGGAAAAAAAAAGAGAAAACGAUCCAGAUAUGAACUUUCUACUAAAUAUUUUACCGGAAAUGAAGACAAUGUCCCCAACACAGAAUUUUGAAUUUCGGUUCGAAGUGAUGAAAAUUAUUAAAAAUAUAAAAUAUAGUGUACAUAAUAAUUAUGACGGUGGUAUGAUGCUAACUGGAUGGACGAAUGCCUACCAGUACCCACAUCAGUAUGGCUAUGCGAGUGGAAGCAGCAGUACACCAAAUGUGCAAAACUACCCUCGAAACAGUCCAUCACAUAGCUCUACAGGUUCUUCAGCGGAAAUAGAAGACAUAGAAGCAAUAUUGCGAGGCGAUUCAAACCACACUGAAGAUGAGGAAUGACAGGUUACCAACUUAAUGUUACCAUAUAUGUUCUUAAUUCAAUUUAAAUAAUACAGUAACUUUGAAAAGUGAUUGUUAAAUUAAAAACUAUAAAUGCGAAAGUGACUUUGUAUUACAAUAAAAAUAACAUAUUUUUUUAAAA